AUGGACAAAGAUCAGCCACAGUUUGGUAGAUCUCAUAACUCAACUCCAACUUCCAAUACAAAUUUAAAUUCAAAUACUAACAAGAAUAAUAGGAACAGUGAUAUUCGUAGACUUAUAAAUAGCGGCCCUAUAAACCAACAACAGCAACAACAGCAACAACAGCAACAGCAACAGCAACAACAACAACAACAACAACAACAACAACAACAACAACAACAACAACAACAACAACAACAACAACAACACCGUCAAAGAUAUAGUCGACAUAAUACUCCAACUCCUGUUGCUCAAUAUCAACCACAAUAUCAACCACAAUAUCAACAGGUACCUCAACUCCAAUCUCAAGCUUAUCCUCGACCCAAUAUUCCUCCGUCAAAUCAGAAUUUAAAUAUUUCGAGGACAACUCCGACUGGAACAAUGUUCUCGCCUCGUAUUAGGCCAUCUAGUCCAUUCAGUCAUAACUCUCCUACCUCUGGCGGGGUAGGAGGUUCAAACCAGAGUGGAAGUGGUUCUACUACUGGGACUGGUACUUCGGGCCAACAAAAAAGACAAAGUGCUGCUUCAUCGCCAAAUUCAAACAUAAAUUUCUUGCUUCCUACUCAAAGGCAUACACCAGGAGCAAUAGAACAAAAUGUAAGUUAUACAAGAAGUUUCAAUUCUCCAAGGGGUGGUUCAAAUUCGAGUUCUACGAAUAUAAGAAAGGAUAGUUUGACCAAUAUACCUACACCGCCACUUUUAUCAGCCAAUACUCCACCAUCUCAACCACAACAAACCCAGAAAUCACAACAGCUGCAAUCCCAACCACAACCACCACAGUCUCAAUCAGUAACCGCUAUAACGCCUAUCAAUACAGGAUCCAGUCAUUCACAGGAUGCUAAUGAAGAUGAACGUUUCUUGAGGUUAGCGAGAGAAGCCUUGGUUGCUACUGCAGCAGGGGCUAACCCAAAUGGCUCAGCUCUAGUAGAUCCAACUAUACAAGACUUACUCACAAGAUUGCAAUACGCAGCUUCUCCUCAUGGCAAUCCUAUUGGUCGAGGAAGCCAAAUUACUACUAACCAAAAGGGACAGCUAAACAUUCAAGAUUUCUAUCAACAAUUUCCUAAUCUUAGCAAUGAUAUUUUUCAUCAUACUGAUACAUCUACAAGUAAUGCAAACACUAAUGAUAGCUCAAAUAACAACAAUAAUAAUAAUAAACGAAAUGCUUCACAUCACCCAAGUUCCAAUAGUGACGGUUGGAACUUUUUAAUAGGUGAACCAUUAACUUUUAAAGUAGCUGGUAUUCCCUAUAAUAAAGAUCCAAUUGAUUUAACCACAAGUCUGAAUGAUGAUCGUCAUACAAGUAUUAGUGGAGUAUCUAGGAAAACAUCGAUCGCUGUGUCUGCAUCAUCAUCUAAUAUAGUUUCAGCAUCCUCGUCAUCUUCAGCCAAUAUAGAUGAAAGUGUUCGUAAAUUCCUAUGUGAUAAAUGUUCCAUGUCUUUCCGUAGGUCUUCCGAUUUGAAGCGUCAUGAAAAACAACAUUUAACAAUACCACCGAAUAUCUGUGAGCUUUGUGGUAAGGGUUUUGCUCGUAAGGAUGCACUCAAGAGACACAUGGGAACUUUAACCUGUAAGAGAAAUGCCGAUAAGAAGCUCUAUAUUGAUAAUUUACAUUAUUUACGUGAGAUUAAAAGAUCAGAUAGUCGUGAUGGUGAAGCUGAUACUAAUUGA
Scheffersomyces amazonensis is the source of this 1707-nucleotide messenger RNA. RefSeq lists its product as uncharacterized. Gene Ontology annotation, molecular function: RNA polymerase II cis-regulatory region sequence-specific DNA binding; DNA-binding transcription factor activity, RNA polymerase II-specific. NCBI's taxonomy places the organism in Eukaryota, Fungi, Ascomycota, Pichiomycetes, Serinales, Debaryomycetaceae. Gene Ontology annotation, biological process: regulation of transcription by RNA polymerase II. Gene Ontology annotation, cellular component: chromatin. The coding region runs from base 1 to 1707 and encodes 568 amino acids. The record is from RefSeq and is a predicted model, not a curated record. The transcript has a single exon.